GUGAUGCGUGGUCCUGAAAAGAGGCUUCUCUCUUCCUUAAUGUUCUCUGUUGCUGUGUGUAAGGGACACUCUAUCUAGAAUUCUCGCAAUCGACACAAGGAGAUCGACAGUAUGGAUCAAAGCAGCCGUGAACGGAAUGAUGGGCUAUCAAGUUCCAGAGCGAUGCCGACACUCCCACCAGAUCUAGAAGCUCUAUCACUUGCAAAGUUCGAUGACCAAGUGGCCAAAGGAACAAUCAUCUAUGAAUCUUCGACGGCCGAGACUGUGGAAGACCAGGGGUUCAAACUCAGUUUUCGGUUCGUGCCACACCUUCGCCGCAAGCCCAUCACACCGUCAGAUGCACCCGAGCGGAAAACGGGCAAGGGCCACAAUCCCUUCCUCAAUCCCAACCCGGAAGAGGUUCUCUCGGAAGUCGGGCCCUCGCAUCUUCUGAUCUUGAACAAAUUCAGCGUCUACCGACCGAGCCUGCUGGUUAUCACGAGGCAUUUUGCGCCUCAAUCGGAUGGCCUUGAUCUCAGCGACUUGUCGGCCGCCUGGGCGAUCUUGCAGCGCUUUAGGCAGCGAUACAUGAUGAUCUACAAUUGCGGCUUCGAGUCAGGAUCUAGUCAGGGGCAUAAGCAUAUGCAAUUUUGGCCGUAUCCGGACGAGCAAGAGUUGGACUUUCAGCUCUUUCCAAACGCGGCUGGGUCGACAGUUGAUGUCGCGGAUAACAUCCCGACUGUCCCUCACAAACACUUCGUUCUUCGACUGCCAACGCACAGUGACCCAAACACCCUCGUCCAAACCUACGAAAGGCUGCUUCGAAAGGUCCGGCAAAGCCAUGAAGCAGCCGGCGGGGGCACCGACUACAAUGUGAUCCUGGUGAGAGAGUGGAUGUGCAUGAUUCCCCGCCGACACAGUGGUCUUGAGAGAGGAGCCGGCGCAAACUCAGCCGCGAUGCUGGGGCUUGUGUGGAUCGCGAUUGAAACCGAAAAGGACAUCUGGAACUCUGCUGGACCAACUGAAUAUCUCAAAUACCUAGGUCUACCGAGAUAG
Molecule: messenger RNA, 1035 nt
Organism: Cladophialophora immunda
Lineage: Eukaryota; Fungi; Ascomycota; Eurotiomycetes; Chaetothyriales; Herpotrichiellaceae
Exons: 2
Coding region: 112-1035 (307 amino acids)
Biological process (GO): nucleotide metabolic process
Molecular function (GO): ATP:ADP adenylyltransferase activity; ATP binding
Source: RefSeq, a predicted model, not a curated record